AAAUGUGAGGAGCCACUUGGGAGCCCAAAGAGCCGGCUCUUUUUGGUGAGAUAAGCCAAAAGAACCGGCUCUCUAAAAAAGAGCCGGAAUUCCCAUCACUAAAUUAUGCUCGCGACAGCGCGGUUUUAUUACGAGCGUAUUUUGUCCCCGGCGGCUUUCCAUGGCUCACGAGACACCUCCGUUGUCACAUGACCCGUUUGCUGUAGCCAUCCACUCAUUGGCUGAGAAUAGUGACGGAGCCCACACUCCACGCUCUGAUUGGCCAGCAGGCGUCCGUCACGCAGCGUUUCCUGGUUACUAGUAAAUAGAGCCAGACCGUCUUCCGCCAGUCCCACGGUGCCUUUAACGGAGCAGAAGCUAAGAUGCCGCUCAGCAGACACCUGCCUCUGCUCGCGUUGUGUCUCUUUGUGACGGCAGACUGCCGGUUUCCCACCCUGGAGCACAUCAGGACGAGCGCGAGCGAGGAGGCGCAAUCCAGAGCGGUGGCCGGGCUCCUGAGACGGCUGCUGGGGAACAGGUCUUCAGAGUUCGUGGUGUCCGUCAACAGGAGCCUCUCCAACGACAGCCUGGAUGUGUGUGAGCUCAGCUCCUCCAAAAACAAGAUCCUCGCCACCGGCAGCAGCGGGGUGGCCGUGGCCUCUGGCAUCUACAACUACCUGAAGUACUUCUGCAACUGUCACGUUUCCUGGUGUGGGAGGCAGCUGGAGCUGCCCAGUCCUCUGCCCAGGCUCACCGGUGUUCUGCGGAUCAACACACCCCACAGGUUCCGGUAUUACCAGAACGUGUGCACCGUCAGCUACUCCUUUGUGUGGUGGGACUGGCAUAGGUGGGAAGAAGAGAUCGACUGGAUGGCGCUCAAUGGCAUCAACCUGCCGCUGGCUUUUACUGGCCAGGAGGCUCUGUGGCAGGAGGUGUAUCGCGCUCUUGGAUUGAACGAGUCCGAGAUAGAAGAGUUUUUCUCCGGACCGGCGUUCCUGGCUUGGAAUCGCAUGGCAAACAUGAAAAAGUUUGGUGGACCUCUGCCCCAGUCCUGGCAUGUGAACCAGCUGGUUCUGCAGUUUCAAAUCCUGGAGCGAAUGAGAGAUUUUGGGAUGAUUCCUGUGCUGCCGGCUUUCUCCGGGAACAUUCCCAGAGGAAUUCUCAGGUUGUAUCCACAAGCCAACGUUACCAUUCUGGGACCAUGGGCUCAUUUCAACUGCAGCUACUCUUGCUCCUACAUCCUAGACCCACGAGAUCCACUCUUUCUCCAGAUUGGCUCCCUCUAUCUGGCUCAAGUGGUAAAGCAAUUUGGCACAGAUCAUAUCUACAAUACUGACACUUUCAAUGAGAUGACCCCCCCAUCUUCAGAUCCUGCUUAUCUAGCUGCAAUCAGUCGCUCUGUUUUUGCCUCAAUGACUGCAGUGGACCCUGACGCUGUUUGGCUGAUGCAAGGCUGGCUCUUCUACAGCGAUCCUUCAUUCUGGAAGCCAGCACAGAUUCAAGCACUACUGCAUGGAGUACCACUUGGUAGAAUGAUUGUGCUAGAUCUGUUUGCAGAGACUGAUCCAGUUUUCUCAUACACGGAGUCGUUCUAUGGACAGCCAUUUAUUUGGUGUAUGCUGCACAACUUUGGAGGGAACCACGGCUUUUAUGGCACAGUUGAAAGCAUCAAUUCAGGUCCAUUCAAGGCCUUGACUUUUCCUAACUCAACUAUGGUUGGAGUAGGUAUGACACCGGAGGGUAUUGAACAGAAUCCAGUUAUAUACGAGUUGAUGAGUGAGUUGGCAUGGCGCAAGGAGCCUGUCAAUUUAGCCAAGUGGGUGUCCCUCUAUGCAGCACGCCGCUAUGGCAGCAUGCAGGAUAAUCUGACUGCUGCUUGGAAGCUAUUAUUUGCCAGCGUUUACAACUGCACUGUCCCUAAUUAUAUAAACCACAACCAUAGCCCGCUUGUGCGCAGGCCAUCCUUUCGCAUGAAUACUGGCCUUUGGUAUGACCCCGCUGAUUUGGUUGAAGCCUGGAAGCUGUUUAUGGAAGCGGCUCCUUCUCUUAUGUCCAAAGAGACCUUCCAGUAUGAUCUUGUAGAUGUGACUCGGCAGGUCCUACAAGUCCUAACAACGCAUUUUUACCUGGAUAUCGUUAACGCUUUUCAGAGUAAAAAGAUGUCUGAGCUGAUGAUUGCAGGUGGUGUGUUAAUUUAUGACCUGUUGCCUGAGCUCAAUCGUUUGUUGAGUAGCAACCAGAGGUUUCUGUUGGGCUCAUGGCUGGAGCAGGCCCAGUCCAUGGCCCUGAAUGAGAAAGAGGCUCAGCUCUAUGACAUGAAUGCCAGAAACCAGGUGACCCUGUGGGGUCCUAGUGGUGAGAUUCUUGACUAUGCUAACAAACAGUGGGGAGGGCUUAUAGAAGACUACUAUGCUCAGAGAUGGGUACUGUUUGUCCAAACACUGGUGGAGAGCUUGGACAGUGGCGUACCCUUUAAUCAGGACACUUUCAACCAAGCUGUUUUCCAGAUUGAAAAAGGAUUUAUUUACAAUGGUAGGAAGUACCCAACCAAACCUCAGGGAGACACGUACGAGAUUGCACACAGAAUAUUUCUCAAGUAUUACCCACAGGCCAUUAAGAAACUACAUUAAACAGGAAAACCCUGGUUUCAUGUCAGAGUAGGAGGAAUGUUCAUCACCUCCUUUCCUUCACUCUUCGACUUUUUUAUUUGAAAUCAUUUUUAAUUAUUGAAGAAAAAAUUGUUUUAUUCUGAUUUGAUAAAAUAAAUUGAAAAUUAAAGCUACAAUAGCAAAUUACAGAACAAGCUAGCUUAAAACACAUGUUCAUGCCUCUUAACAACUUGUUAUAGUUAUAAAUAUUUUGUGGCCUUUGUUUUCCAUCAAUGACACAGCUCGGGCCGAAGUCAACCAUUGGACCAUCCGGUUUUCGGUCUCACUGAACCACCGGACUUCCACACUUCCCUGGGUCCUCUACUCCUUACGCACUCACGUAUUUAGCAACAGAGCACCACUGGUGUGAGAGGUUUGCUUUUCAAAUGAACCAGAGAAGGAGAAAAAGCCGGCUCCUACCAAUUCAACUUUAGGAACAACUAUCAGUGACCCCAAAAACAAACCCACUUGAAGUCACAGACAACAAAAUAUGUUUGGACCUAGAAAAUUAUGACUGGUGUUUAGCACUAUCUUGUCUACUUUGGCAAUGCGAGUUCUGCUUCUGGCCAAUAACAAUAUGGCUAUACUCUGCUCUGUCACAGUUAUUAUCCACUCUUUCAAACUUUUUUCUGCUAACUUUUGCCUUUCUGCAUUGCUUUUGUCUGCACUCUUCUUCGUCAAUGUCCUGGCUACCAUCUCAGAUAAUCUCCAGACUCUUGUCUUUUUGAUCAUCCAAUAUUGUCCAGUAGGCCCUUUGGAUUCACCUUUAGCUUUGUUUUUGUUUGCGGGGUGUUGGACCCAAGCUAACCACUCCAUCCAAGCCAAGCACCUCUUGGGACGUUUUUCCGAUUCUGGUGAAAACUCUGAGGAAAAGGGGGAAACUUUACAAACACUUUGCAUCAAACCCUGCUAACUUACGCCCACUAACUCCAGCUGUUUCUCUUUCUCCUUCUGAGCUUCUGACUCACACCGAUGCAGGGGACUGUUCUGUUGUGGUCCUGCUGGACCUGACUGUUGACCAUCACCUGCUACUGGAGAGGCUGAGAGACUGGGCAGGCCUAUCAGGAUCUGCUUUGGAGUGGUUCUCCUCUUAUUUGUCUGAACGUUCCCUUUUUGUGGUCAUCUCCAAGUUUAGGUCCUCCUCCACCUCUCUUACCCAUGGUGUUCCACAAGGUUCUGUGCUGGGGCCUCUACCGGUUCUCUUUUAACAGCUUCCUUUCCAGUAGAUCUUUGGUAUGUUCUUGCUGUGUUGCGUUUCUAACUGCAUUGUUGGUUCUUAUUUAAAACACGCUGAUGGUGGCGUCACUUCCCUCUCCGCGUAUAAACGGAGAGGGAAGUGACGCCACCACCAGCGUCAGCUCUGAGGACGUUUGCAGCCGCGAACGAAACUGUAAGCAAGGUAAAAAGAAACCUUUACUGUGUUUUAAAUAAGAACCAACAAUGCUCUCUAGUACAUGCUGAGCUCUUUUAGGAGUCUCCUACCAUCUUCAUGCAGAUGACAUCCAACUGUACAUCUCCUUUAAGCCCCAUGAGAUGUCUAAGCUGCAGCUGUUACACACCUGCUUAGACUCUAUAAAAACCUGGAUGGUGGGAGCUUUCUUCAGCUGAAUGAAGAUCAGACUGAGAUCCUCAUCUGUGCCCCAGACAAGCUGGUUCCCAAAGUCAGAGACUCUCUUGAUCAGCUUACUUCCCACACCAAACCCUCCAUCAGGAAUCUUGGCGUGACCUUUGACCCAGCUCUCACCCUGGAUUCUCAUGUCAGUUCUCUUGUUGGCUCUUCCUUCUUCCAUCUCAGGAACGUUGCUAAGCUGAGUCCCAUUCUGUCCCGCUCUGAACUUGAGACAGUUCUCCACACCUUCAUCUCCUCACGCUUAGACUACUGUAACUCUCUUUUCACGUGUCUGAGCAGAACCUCCCUGAACCGUCUACAGGUGGUUCAGAACGCCUGUGCUCGGCUUCUGACCAAGUCCUCCAAACACACCCACAUCACCCCGCUUCUCCUCCAGCUUCACUGGCUGUCGGUUGAAGGUGUGGUUCAGUGAAAGGCCAUUUUGAAGGGAAAUUUAUGAUUAUAAUUGGUCUCUGUGAGUUUUUCAUGCAAGCUGAACCUGCAGCCUAUCUUCUGCAUUAGCUUCUGAUAGAAGACAGACUUCAAAACUCCAGGAUUAGAAAAGCCUGACAGAUCUACAUCACACUUAACAUUCAUGACCAUCUUUUUUUCCCCAUGUCAUGUCCAGCUGUAAAUCAAUCAGAUUUGUUGUGCCAAAAUCGAGCUUUACAGUUCUAUGUUCAAAUGUGGAGCGUUAAGGAUUUAGCUAUAAUGCCCCGGCUGAUAUAAAAACUUUAUUAGAAAUGCCUUUGGUUGUUUUUAAUCCCAACGGACAGUGCGGCGGAAAUGAAAGAGAAAGGGAGGAGAGGAAAGGAAAGGAAGAGGUGGAGGGAAAUGUUCCAAAAAUAGACAAUUAAGGAUGUACAAGAAUUUGCUUCUAGACCUGCAGAAUAAGAGAGGGAAUAUAAAAGGCACACACACAAAAGUACAACAGAACCUAAAUGUCACUGCGCCAACAACAUAAGGAUGUUUAACGGUAGAGGUUUUUGCUGGAAAGCACACUGUAAUAAUUCAUAGUGCAUUUAGUGCCAACCACAGCCCUUACUUGUGAGCACCUGUGUGCAUACACGUGGUUGUGUAUGUAAGGUUUCUCUAUAGGAGUGUCCGAUAGUGAGUGUGUGGGGCCACCAACCUGCCCCAAAAGAUCCACAGAAGAUGGAGAUCCAAGCCCUAGAGAUCCACAGGUCUUCCCCAGAGCGUGGAGACCACAGGGAGACUGCCGUCGGAGCCCAACACCUCUCCCGAGAGGCGCAGAGGACCGUCCAGAGGACCAGGAGAUUCUAACAACAAGCCCCCAGGCCCGCCCUCAGCCACCCACUCCAGGGCAGGCUGAGCUCAGAACUCAGUGGGGCGGGACCCAAAGGCGUCCAACCCCGGCGGAGACCUGACAGAGCCCAGGGGCCCAGACCCCACCAGGCAGACACCAGGAGCAAGCCAGCAGAAGAAAACUUCCAGCCCCAGACAUGAGAGCUGCAAAUACACAGGCAGACUGAGGCACCAUCCAAUCCAAUCCAGUCCAAUUCAAUUCAAUUCAAAUUUAUUUAUAAAGUGCCAAAUCAGGACGAGAGUCGUCUGAAGGACCUUCACACAGUAAACAACACAGGUCAGGCCAUUAAGCCUAUCAGUAAAAAGUUUCCUAUAUAAGGAACCCAACAGGUCGCAUCGAGUCACAGACUAGUGUCAGAGUCUUUACAGCAAUCCUCAUACUAAGCAAGCAUGCAGCGACAGUGGAGAGGAAAACUCCCUUUUAACAGGAAGAAACCUCCAGAGAAUCCUGGCUCAGUAUAAGCGGCCAUCCUCCUCGACUCACUGGGGAUGGAGAAGACAGAGCACACACACACACACCCCAAGUAGUAUUUCUAUGGUUACAUUCUGAUUUCAUAGUAAGUAUUCAAGCUUGUGAUUGCUCAGCACUGCCAUUGCCCCAUCACAAAAUAAGCCAAAGAUAUUUAGUGGCAGACACAAAGCAAAUUGAGAAUGUCUUGUGGAAAAAGUGUUAAAGUGAACGUUUAUUCACCCGUGACUGAAGGAACACAAAGAUGCAAUGUGAGCAUUUUAUACAUGGAGGGAAAUGAAGGGAAACAUGAGUUUAGAGAAUGAUGAGCAAAUUUUUCUGUGUUAAAAAGUCUCUGAAAUACAUAAACACAACAUAAAGACAAUAGUAAAUACUAGGGAUUUCCAGUAUCGGUCUACUAAUAUCAUCGGCCAAUGUUGGAACAAAAAUAUAAAAUUGGAACAUAUCUGCAUCGGUUUUUACUCCUUUAAUUGCCCCGCUUUUACGUUCCAUAUUGUACAUCAAAACCUCGUGCCGAAAUAUAACAGAUGUGAUGCCAAACAUUCCCUAAACAAAUCAAUACUUAUAAAGACAAACGUUUUCUGAGGCACAAACAAAUAGAGCAAAAUUAGCGUGUUUGUCCAUCAUGCUGUUGAAAAUCCAUAAAUGAUGUCCAGUUGUUAUAAAAUAUAUGACCUUAAAAAUCUGGUCUAAAGGGUGGCAGGUCCAAGUCUCUGGGGCACGCCUUAUUAGGUGCCAUGUUUUCUUCUGGCCACCUCAGGGUCCUCCGCCUGCCGACGACAUCACACUAGACUAUUGGGUGAAUGUAUGAUUUAUGGAAGUUAUGUUACCAAUCCAGUCCAAUCCAAUUUUAUUUAUAUAGCGCAUUUAAAAACAGCAUGUCAGCUGACCAAAGCACUGCACAGAGUUGAACCUAAAAAGCCAUUCAAAUUCACAUACAUACACAUUAAACACAGAUAAAAACUAUCAUAAAAUAGAAACACCUAAAAUCAAAACAAAUGUUUAAAAUAGCCAAUAAAAAAAGAAGUCAGUAAAAACAGAAGUCAGUAAAAACAGAAGAGAGUCACAGCAUAAAAGACCGAUCAUUGACCAAAAGCUAAAUUAAAAUGCGUCUUCAGGCUGGAUCUAAACUGGGCCAGUGAAGAAGCCUGGCGUACCACCAGAGGGAGUGCGUUCCAGAGUCUGGGAGCAGCAAAGGCGAACGCACGCUCCCCACGAGCAUUAUACUCCAUUGUAGGGACUUUGAACAACAGAUGAUCAGCAGACCUUAGUGACCGGGGGGGGGGGGGCAGCUCUGACAGGUAUAAGGGGGCUAGACCAUUCGACCACACAUUCGAAAACAUUCAGACGGUAAGAAGCAUAAAUUUAACAACAAAUUUUUUCCCAAAAUCUAUGUAAAAGAACAGAAUCGACAAAGAGAUGGAAUAUAUUUUGGCCGAGUGGUAUUGGCGUAGUUUGACACCAUCGGCAGGUGCAGGACCCCGAGCAGAUCUGGAAACUACAGCGCCAGAAAACUAGCAUCAGCAUUACAUUCUCUCAAUGGAAUUAAAUGAAGGACUAUGAAAGUCUUGAGGGGUCACACCCCACAGGCAACAACAUUUACCGUAAUGUUUUUUCCAGCUAGCAACAGUCAUGGCGAUAUCAUGUAAAACUACCCUGGAUUGUACAGUGUGUAUGUACUAACCCCUAGUUCCAGGAAUCUACAAACUGCAACUUUAUUUCACUUGUACAAUUUAUUAACUUAUUAUUCAAACUUUUUUCCAUCAUGAACUUAAAAAUGCUCUUUGGCCUAAGAUCAUUUGUCAGGGUUACAGUUGGGGUUAUCUCAGGGAGCAUGCCAUUCAGCUGCUGUUGGAGACAAGCUAAACAUGACACUUUUUAUUCUGUUACUAACUAAAACGAAAGUAGGUGCGAUUUUGAACAGAUAAAGUGUUAAACUUAAGCAUGCAUAAUAGGAGAUAUGUGAUAUUAGGAACCUAAAUUAUUUAUUUUUUAUUUUUGUGGGACCUCGCAUGUAUCGGUUUAUAUCGGUUCCGGGAAAUUAAGAGUUAGAAAUGAUGGGAUUUAGGUAGAAAAGUCAAUAUCAAGCAUCCAUAGUAAAUACAGUAUUAUGGAUGGAUACAUGACUGUAAUGGUGCAGGAUACCCCACACAAGCGCUACGCACUCUGUUGUCUGAGCUGGGAAUAGCUUUGCAGCCCUUCAAAGGUGAUGGAGACAUGGACGUAAUUUUGGGGGGGGGACAGGGGGGACAUGUCCCCCCCACUUUUUCCAAAGUCGAGUUUUGACCCCUGCGCUUUUUACCAUCCAAAAACAAUAUUACUUUAUAUUAAAUUGACACUGGUUGAGGUUUAGGACCAAGCAGAAAACAACUGUUUGUGUUGAAGCCUGUUUCCCAUUAGAACAUACUGUAAAGAUACCCCCCACCCCCCCACUUCUAAAGUGAAAAUUACGUCCAUGGAUGGAGAAGUCUGAAAGCAAAGCAUCUCCAUCAGUGCAUGUGCGCGACUCCACACUCUUGAGUAAUAUAAAUCGGCUUUGAAUGCCAAAGGUGACAGACCAUCUGCUGCUGUGGCCCCCAGACUCUGGACCUCUCUCCCCCUGAGCCUGAGAUCAGUGGACUCAGUGGUCUCCUUUAAACUCACCUGUUCAGGCUUUGGUGGGACCUCCUCUUCUUCCUCAAUAGCUUCUCUUCAUGCUGCUGUUUCUGCCAGUUCAGUCUUUCUUGGUAUCCCAUGAUUACAUUUUUGUUAUAAAUUUUUUCUUCCUUCACAUUUUUUCAUCUAAAAUUUCCCUUGUUGCCCAUUUUUUACUACAAUAUUUUUAAAAAUAAUGUUUAUAAUUUUUGUUAAUAAAAAGGGCCUCGUGAUUGUUAUCUUGACAGGUGCUAUAUGAAAAAAAUGGUGUUUCCUCUGUUAUGAGGCGGCCAUGGCCCAAGGACGAUGGCUUGUUUUGUAGACUUGGAAUUGCAGAUUUAAUGUCGAAGUUGUUGGAAAAUAGCAGUUUGCUGAUGACACCUAGGCUCUUUAUAGAGUUGGAGAACACAUAUGACCAUAUUACAGUCUUAUUCUGUUGAAUCUAAUUUUCAGACAUAUUCUGGGGUUUUGGUUUUCAAGUUUAUGUGAUUUUAAACAUUUUUGAAGAAGGAAAUUUGUAUUUUUUAAUGAUUAAAUUCAAUAAAAUUAUGUUUGAUAUUG
Nothobranchius furzeri (turquoise killifish) is the source of this 9226-nucleotide messenger RNA. It is a transcript of the gene naglu, whose product is annotated as N-acetylglucosaminidase, alpha. Lineage: Eukaryota; Metazoa; Chordata; Actinopteri; Cyprinodontiformes; Nothobranchiidae. The record is from RefSeq and is a predicted model, not a curated record.